CGACAUCCCCGCGCCGUCCAUGCCACCCAUGCCCAUAUGUGACAUGAUGGAGUUACGCUUCAGGCCCAGUAAAUCAGGGAAUGUGGUGGCGGAUGUGGAAUUGGUAAUGAAAUGGGGAGAAUACACAGCAGGGAUGCUGGGAGACGGGUCUGUGGCUUCAGGGGAGGCACCAAACGCAGCAGGAUGAUAAAGAGCCUACCGUGGGAAUCUCCAGCAUUCAUAUGCGAUAAAACCGCCACAGCCUUCGUACUCGUAUCCUGGGCACACCGACCAGAAGUCAAUGACGCCCAUCCCCCGCGCGGGGACUCUCAUGGACAGCUAGAUGGACAGCCGCAUAGAUUCAGGAGCAGUGGUGAUGGGCAGUCUUCAUUUAUAUAGGACAGAUGCCUUCUUUUCUCACGAACUAGCUUGAGGGUGGCUCGAGUGUUAUGCAAGUGCAGGUUGAUCCUGGUGGCAACUGUGGCACAUCACGAUCCCUUCUAGUUACUGUGAAUGAUAGGAGUAUUAUAGGAUGUAUAGAUAACAGAG
Messenger RNA from Cantharellus anzutake, 528 nucleotides. RefSeq lists its product as uncharacterized. The transcript has 2 exons. The record is from RefSeq and is a predicted model, not a curated record. NCBI's taxonomy places the organism in Eukaryota, Fungi, Basidiomycota, Agaricomycetes, Cantharellales, Hydnaceae. The coding region runs from base 112 to 378 and encodes 88 amino acids.